CAUUUGACCAUCUUCUAUUUUUGACUCUUCAAAUACUUGACACCAUCUCAUUCAUCUAUUCAACAAUAAUGGCUUCUUCAUUCUCAACAACUAACUCUUCCAAAGAGAUUUCAAGAGAACUUCCACCUCUUCUCCGUGUCUACAAAGAUGGCUCCGUCGAACGUUUCUUAGGCUCUUCUUUCGUACCACCUUCUCUCCAAGAUCCACAAACUUCUGUCUCAUCAAAAGACAUUGUCAUUUCACAAAACCCAUUAAUCUCUGCGCGAAUUCACCUCCCUAAACUCACCAACAACGAUCUAACUCAAAAGUUUCCUAUCUUUGUUUACUAUCAUGGUGGUGCUUUUUGUCUUGAAUCUGCUUUCUCUUUCCUCCACCAACGUUACCUCAACAUUAUAGCUUCUAAAUCAAACGUUCUUGUUGUUUCUGUUGAAUAUAGACUCGCACCAGAACACCCUCUUCCUGCUGCAUAUGAAGAUGGUUGGUUUGCUCUCAAAUGGGUCGCUUCACAUUCCAUCGAAAACAACAGCAGCAUCGAAAAUUUAGAACCUUGGUUAAUUAAACAUGGUGAUUUUAACAGAUUUUACAUCGGUGGUGACACUUCAGGUGCAAAUAUAGCACACAAUGCACUUCUUCGUGUUGGAAAUGGAAUUGUAACUGAAAAGAUCGAAACUUUACCUGGUGAUGUGAAAAUAAGAGGAGCAUUACUUGCUUUUCCUCUUUUUUGGAGUUCAAAACCGGUUCUAUCAGAAUCUGUUGAAGAACAUGAACAAAGUUCACCUAUGAAAGUUUGGAACUUUGUUUACCCUGAUGCAGUUAAUGGUAUAGAUAAUUUUCUCAUCAAUCCUUUGGCUCCUGGUGCUCCUAGUUUGGAGAAGAUUGGUUGUCCUAAGAUGUUGAUUUUUGUUGCGGGAAAAGAUGAUCUUAGAGAAAGAGGGAUUUGGUACUAUAAUGCUGUGAAGGAAAGUGGGUGGAAAGGUGAAGUUGAACUUGUUCAUGUGGAUGGAGAAGAACAUUGUUUUCAGAUCUAUCAUCCUGAAACUCAGAAUUCUAUUGAUAUGGUUAAUCGUAUUGCUGCCUUUCUUGUUUGAUUUGAGGGUUAUUUUUAUGUAGUUUUGUUGUUGUUUGUGGUAAUAAGUUGGAGAUGAGUUGCUAUUGUUUUUCGAUUCAAUGAAUGAAAGACGAUUUUUUUGAACAAAUGAUUCAGAAGUUUGUCUGGUUUCAAAUUUUAGUUUUAUGUAUUGUAAUGACAUUAUGACAAUAAUGAUAUUGAUGUAAUACUCACUAUUUUUAUAAUGAAAUAAAGAAAAAGACAAUUUACUUGCGAAAUUGUAUUUUUUC
Molecule: messenger RNA, 1338 nt
Organism: Cicer arietinum (chickpea)
Lineage: Eukaryota; Viridiplantae; Streptophyta; Magnoliopsida; Fabales; Fabaceae
Product: 2-hydroxyisoflavanone dehydratase-like
Molecular function (GO): hydrolase activity
Source: RefSeq, a predicted model, not a curated record